Molecule: messenger RNA, 7322 nt
Organism: Camarhynchus parvulus
Lineage: Eukaryota; Metazoa; Chordata; Aves; Passeriformes; Thraupidae
Gene: SLC7A5
Product: solute carrier family 7 member 5
Exons: 10
Coding region: 107-1675 (522 amino acids)
Biological process (GO): neutral amino acid transport; amino acid transmembrane transport
Cellular component (GO): membrane
Molecular function (GO): L-amino acid transmembrane transporter activity; neutral L-amino acid transmembrane transporter activity
Source: RefSeq, a predicted model, not a curated record
CCUCCUCCUCCCCCCGGAAAGCAGCCCGGCCCACCGCCGCCGGAACAAAAGGGGCGGCCGAAGGUGGCGGCGUGGCCGCGCCCGCUGCUCCCGUCGCUCCGCCACCAUGUCCGCCAGCGGCGGCAGCUCCCCCGGCAAUGCCGUGAAGAAGCGGAGCCCGGCCGGCUCGGCCGCCUCGCUGCCGCAGGAGGAGGAGAAGCAGGCGAUGGAGAAGAUGCUGGAAGGGGCGCAGGAGAACGGCUGUGCCCGCUCGCCAUCGCCCUGCGGCUCGGCGGAGGGGGUGACCCUGAAGCGGAACAUCACCCUGCUCAACGGCGUGGCCAUCAUCGUGGGCACCAUCAUCGGCUCCGGCAUCUUCGUCACCCCCACGGGCGUGCUGCGGGAGGCCGGCUCGCCGGGGCUCUCGCUCGUGGUCUGGGCCGUGUGCGGCGCCUUCUCCAUCGUGGGCGCGCUGUGCUACGCCGAGCUCGGCACCACCAUCACCAAGUCCGGGGGGGACUACGCCUACAUGCUGGAGGUGUACGGCUCCCUGCCCGCCUUCCUCAAGCUCUGGAUAGAGCUGCUCAUCAUCCGGCCUUCCUCGCAGUACAUCGUGGCUCUGGUGUUCGCCACCUACCUGCUCAAGCCCAUCUUCCCUACCUGCCCCGUGCCCGACGAGGCUGCCAAGCUGGUGGCCUGUCUGUGUGUCCUGCUGCUGACAGCUGUGAACUGCUACAGUGUCAAAGCUGCCACCCGUGUGCAGGACGCCUUUGCUGCGGCCAAGCUGCUGGCGCUGGCUCUCAUCAUCAUCCUGGGCUUCGUGCAGCUGGCAAAGGGUGAUGUGGAAAACCUGACCCCUGAGAAAUCCUUCGAGGGCACCAAGGUGGGCGUUGGGAACAUCGUGCUGGCUCUGUACAGCGGCCUCUUUGCCUAUGGAGGAUGGAAUUACUUGAAUUUUGUGACAGAAGAGAUGAUAAAUCCCUACAGAAACCUGCCCCUGGCUAUCAUCAUCUCCCUGCCUGUGGUCACGCUGGUGUAUGUGCUGACCAACUUGGCUUACUUCACCACGCUGAGCACCGAGCAGAUGCUGACGUCCGAGGCCGUGGCCGUGGAUUUUGGGAACUACCACCUCGGUGUCAUGUCCUGGAUCAUCCCUGUCUUUGUUGGGCUCUCGUGCUUUGGGUCUGUCAAUGGAUCUCUUUUCACUUCUUCCCGGCUGUUCUUCGUGGGAUCCCGAGAGGGGCACCUGCCUUCCAUCCUGUCCAUGAUCCACCCCCGGCUGCUCACCCCCGUCCCGUCCCUCGUGUUCACGUGUGUCAUGACCCUGCUCUAUGCCUUCUCCAACAACAUCUUCUCAGUCAUCAACUUCUUCAGCUUCUUCAACUGGCUGUGUGUGGCCCUGGCCAUCAUUGGGAUGAUGUGGCUGCGCUACAAGAAGCCAGAGCUGGAGAGGCCCAUCAAGGUGAACAUCUGCCUGCCCAUCUUCUUCAUCCUGGCCUGCCUGUUCCUCAUCGCCGUUUCCUUCUGGAUGACGCCCAAGGAGUGUGGGAUCGGCUUUGCCAUCAUCCUCAGUGGGAUCCCCAUUUACUUCUUCGGGGUCUGGUGGCAAAACAAGCCCAAGUGGGUUCUCCAAGGCAUCUUCUCCACCACCGUGCUGUGCCAGAAGCUGAUGGAGGUGGUUCCUCAGGAAUCCUAGGCAGGACAAGCAGGGACUCUGAGCUCGAGGAAACGCACAAGGUUAUUCUGAGAUGACACAAGGAUCUGACCCCUCACUCCCCAGUCCCAGGCACCAGAGCUGCCUCCUGCUGCCACCACUGCCCCGAGGCUCUGCUCACCUCCUGCAGCCCCUCCAGCGCCUCCCAGCCCUGCAGAGCAGCCAGAAGUCCUUGGUACGAGCCAGGAGGAGGAAUUCCAAAGGGCACUUCCAGGGGCGUGCUGCCUGUGCCCUCUGAGUGUGUGUGAGGGCUGUGCUUGGCUCUGGGGGCUCCUUUGCUUUGGCUCUGGGAUCUGCUGGAGCCUGAUUUGAGUGUUCAGAGUGCCUGGGGGGGGCUGGGGCUGCCACAGAGCCCUGGGGGGGUCCUGAGCUGCCUUACCUGGCCCAGGUGGGGGUGGGAAGCAGAGGUUGGCUGAUGUUGUCUCAUUCCCCCAAAGUCACACCCCCAUGUGCUGCUGGACACUGGACGUGGGGGACUCUGAGUGUCACUGUGCUCCUCACUCAGAGCCCUGCCACCCUUUGGAUCUGGGUCACCACUCUCAGAUCCAAGGCAGCUCCCUGCUGCUGAGCCAGUCCUGCAGGAUGUUCUUCCCCACAGUGCCCAUCCCUGGGAGUGAGCACUGAGGGGGGAGUUCCUGCUGAGAACCCCAGGAGCUGCAGUCAGCAUCCAAGUCCUUGGCUUGCUCAUUCCAUGCUUUUCUGUGCCAGGCUUUCAUCCAGCAUGGCAUGAGCAGCUCUGUGCUCUCUCUCAUGGCUCUGCUCAGGGAGCCAUGUUUGCCCCUAAAUCACCUGCAGAGAGAAAUAAGGGGUGGGACAUUCCCUGGGGUCUCUCUGUGCACUGCUGGCACUGUUCCCUUUGUCCUGCUGUGUUUCCUCUGGAAUGUGUCACGGAGAUGGGACCAGCUGGCUCUGGGCUGUGGAGAAGGACAGAUGUCCUGGCUGGCUGGAGCCUCCUCGGGCUGCUGGAGAUCAUGGAAUGGUUGGGUGGGAAGGGACCUUACAGCCCAUCCAGUGCCACCCCUGCCAUGGACACCUCCCACUGUCCCAGGCUGCUCCAAACCCUGUCCAGCCUGGCCUUGGGCACUGCCAGGGAUCCAGGGGCAGCCACAGCUGCUCUGGGCACCUGUGCCAGGACCUGCCCACCUCUGAGUAAUGAGAUUUAGCUCUGCUCUAAGGAGCAGGGCCUGGGCCUGAUCCUCCUUUGUGCAUCAGGUCUGGCUUGAUGAGAUCCCAGCACCACCCUCCUGUUCCAGGAGCAAUCCCUGAGCACAAUCCAUGGUCUGCAUGUGAAAUCCUGGUUUGCUGUUGUGGGUGGUGCCAUCCCAUCCCUGAGCACCUCAGAAUUCCUGUAGUUCCCAAGUAGUCAGCACUGUCCCGAGGGACACGUUGCUUUCUUUGCUCCAAAGUGUCACCUUUUGGAAAGCUGCAGUUCCUGAACCAUUUGCUCAUUGUGCCUCUGUGCUCUGACAUCACCUGGAAUUCUGAUCUUUCCCCACUGGAGCUGCUUUGCUGUCUCUGUUGCAGAUCUUUGUGCUCGUGCUUUGUGCAGGUGGCUUGGUGAACUAUUCCCCAUUUUGUUUUAAUCUUGGCCGUUGGGAAGCCAGGGUGCUCCAGGAGCUGUCACUUCCCACUGGAUUCUCCUUGCAGCAGAGUUCUGUGGGUUGAAGGGGCAUUAAGGACACCCUGGUGCUCACUCACUUUGUGCUGGGAAGUUCUGCAGCUGUGCUGGGGCAGGGGCAGCUCCUGCCCAGCUCUGUGGCCGUGUCCAGGUGCAGCUCCACACUCCCACUUUGCCAGCCCCGUGUCCUGCUCCGAGGCAGGAACAGGGGAGACAAUCAGCUCUUUAUUCCAUGGCAGCUGGGGUGGAGAUUCCCAAAUCUGCUCAGUGACAGUGUGGAGAUAUCCAGUGACAGUGUGGAGAUUCCUAAUCCAGCUCAGUGACAGUGUGGAGAUUCUCAGUGUCAGUGUGGAGAUUCCCAGUCCAGCUCUCUGGGAGCUGAGUUAAUCCAUGAGGAUUUGCAGCUGCUUUGGGAAUAUCCAGGGGGCAGACCCCAAGAUUUUUGGCCGGUGCAAUGAGUUGGAGCAUCUCAGAUCCAAUGCCAGUGGAGAGGCUUUGGCAUAAAUAAGGUCAUGAAUCACAAAACCUGAACUCGAGUUUUGGCUUCUUCCAGCUGAAGGCUGAGAUGGUUUUGAGCAGUGAUGGGAAAUCACAGCUCCUGCUGGACCUGCUCCAUGGAGAGAGGACCUCAAUCUGUCACUUGCCACUCAAGGUGCAGGUUUUUUUGGCUGUGAGGUUCAGGGCAGCUCCUGCAGGGCCUGGGUUCAGCGUGGGGGCUCUCAGUGUCAAAACCCACCAGCAGAAUUCCUUGGGAUGCAAAGCAAAGGCAUUGGAAUCUCGGCCACCUCAACCCAAAGUCAGCUCCCUCCACAGAGAGCUCAGGUAUGGGGCCAGGCCUCCCAAAGGCUGGCUGGGGCACAUUGUCCAUCAGGUGAUGACCAUCACAGUGUCCUCCUGGUGACCCUUUCACACUGCUUUGAAAGAGGAGCUGUCACACUAAAAAGUAUUUUUUAAGCAAUCAACGGAUUUUAAUUAAAUCCUUAACUGGCUUGCUUUGCUUUUCGUGAAUUUCCAUAAUUUCUCACUUGCUGCUGAAGAUUUUCUCUUGUAUUAACCUGAGGCUCUGAUCCCACCUCUGGGCACCUCAUCAGCAUCUCCUUGGCAGUAGAGGUUUAGGAAGAAACUGAACCAGGUACCAGCACAGAGCCAUAAAAAGGCUGAAUUUGGUCAGCCACAGCUCACAUCUCAAAGUUGAUCUGCCAAAAAGCUGAUUUCUUUCACCCUGGAGUCAUUGAUCCCCCAUAGCUGCCCUCCACCAGAGCUUGGUGGCACGGCUGGAAGAGCUUGGGUUGGUUUUUCCUGGAGGUUUGGGAGAUCCUGAGGAAUGGGGUAAAACUGAAUUUCAUUUUAGAAAGAAAAGGCCACAAGUAGUUUCUGCUAUCAUGGAAAUGGCUGCCACAGCCUCUGCUGUCUGCUUGGCAGCUUUUCCCUUGGAUCAGCAACAUCUGCCCCCAGCUUCUGCUGUUCUGAUGGGUUUGGGUGUGGGAAAGGGAGAAUUCACCCCUGGGAAAGACCUUGCUGCUUGUUUUCCUCAGACAUGGAGUGAGAUGUGUCAGGGAGGGCAGGGGAGUGACAGAGUUCCCAGUUUCCCAUCACUGCCAGCACCGGAGGUGGGAUUUUCCCUGUUGUGCUCUUUGGAGCCUGUGGUCAGGCAGGGAGGGAGAUGAACCCCCCCACCAGGAUCCUGCAGCCACAGUGACCUACAGGAGGUUCCACAGAAAUCUGUUCCAUUGGCAGCUCCCUGCAAGUCCUGCUGGGGCUGCUCUGUCCAUGGAAUUCAGGUUGGAAAAGACCUUGCAGGUCAUGGAUCUCAUGGCUGUGCUGUGAUCCUGUGCUCCUGAGCUGGCCCCAGCUUCCAAUUCCUGCUCCCCUCCAGUCGUUCUGAGUUCAGGCUCCCAGGCUGGCAGAUGUUGUUUGGGCUGUUCACAGAAUUGCAUCCCGCAGGGAUUGCUAAACAGAGCAGGAGCUGCUGGCCAGGCACUUCCAUACCCAUUGGGUUCCUCUUUCUAAAUGAACCCUUCCUCCAGCUGGGAGGGGAACCAGCCCUGCAAGAACCAGGGGGAUUUAUGUCAUCGUGAUGGACUUUUAAUGAUUUUUUUUUUAAAACUUCCUGCAGAAUUUGCAGUGGUUUCCAUCUCAGACACCAUGUUCUGGUAAACAGGCUUUUGUUUGGAACGGCCCCCUUGGUGGUCACAGAGUUCAAAGGGACUCUGCCACAGUUGAACAAACUUUAAAGGCCCUUCAGCUGGAUUGGAACUCCUGGGAAGUGGCUUUGUUGCUGUCCAAGUCCUCUCCCAGUGGGUGGCUCAGGCAAGGGAGUAAAUUGGGUUCCUCCAGGGGCUGCUCCGUGGUGAGUCCAGGCAGGGGCAGUGGGGCUGUUCCCUGGAGCUGUGACUUCCCAACCCUGGAGGGAUAUUCCCAGUGGCAGAGUCCUGGUCUGGCUGCAGGGAAUCCCAGGGAAUGUUUCCACUCAGUCUGGGAAGGUACCUGUGCCUUCAGCUCUCGGGCUUUAAUAGAAAAUCCAAUUGCAAAACAAAUCCUUGAGGAAAUUGCCAAAUCGGUUGUCCUUACACAACUUGGGCUGCUCCCAUGGGAUGCCAGCUCUUCCUCCAUCCACUCUGCAACCUCCUGAUGUGAAAUUGGGAAAUGGCUGGAACAAAGAAGCUCCUGGAGCUUGGGAAAGGGCAGCCCCAGGGCAGGGUGGCUCCAGGCUGGUGCCCUGGCUGGGACCCCAGGGAUUGAAUCCCAGCCUGUGCCUCAGCCAGAACCAGCCACGCCUGGUGCCAAGGAGGGAGAUCCUGCAGGGCUGGGAAUCUGCUCCUCCAUCCUGCAGGGCUGGAAAUCUGCUCCUCCAUCCUGCAGGGAUGGGAAUCUGCUCCUCCAUCCCUGCAGGGAUGGGAAUCUGCUCCUCAUCCCUGCCAGAACAUCCUGGAGACCUCGGUGCUGAGGGAAGCUCCAGGGGCUCCUCAUUCUGGGUGUCUCCUUGAGGAGUUACACCCAGGAUUGUGCUGGCUUUGCCUGGGCUCGAGUUCUUCCCAGUUGGAACUGGAACUGGAACUGGGUUGGGAACGUGUGGGGGAUGCUGCUGAGCUCCCAUUUGAUGAUGCAGUGGUAGGAAACGUGGCUCGGGGUCGGUGAUCCCAAAGGAUCCCAUGUCCAGAGGAUUAUUCCUUGCCUGAGAUGGGGUGUUGCUUCCUCCAGCUGUGGAAGUGGUAAUGAGUAAAAAUAAAAAGUAUUUUUUUAAACACUGAAUUAAUUUCUAAACUGCCUAAAAGAGACUUUAUAGCUACACCUGAGUUCCUCCCCAGGGCUGACGUUGAGCCCAGCACAGGGGCUCCCUCAUCCCGGGGUGUGGCUGUGCUGGAUCCACGGCAGGCAGGGGAAACACCUCCUGGUUUGUUCAGAGGAUGGGGCAGGUCCAUGUCCCACCAAAAUCCUUGGAGAGGGAGGAUCCUGAGUGGUUCCCAGACCUCGCUCCCACCCUCAGAACAAAGGGAGGGUGACCUUCACUCCCUGUGGAGAAUCUGACUUUUCAGACACUUUGCUUUGUAUUUUUGUUGGUUUUUUUAAACACAGAAAAAAUGAAAGCUCUUAACACACACAAGAAAACCUGAACCUGAUUUACAAUUUUGUUAUAUUUGGUUGCUUUAAAAAACCUGUUUUACUAAUUUAAAUAUAUCUGUAGAUGACACUAUAUUUAUUUGAAAGGGGUAAAUAUCUUUUAGUCUUAAUUCUUCUCCACUAAGUGCUGUGUAUUCCCAAUGUUUGUGUUCCUGGCAGCACAGCAAUUCCACUGACUGAGGGCUGGGCAGCCAGCAGCUCCUGAAUCCAAUGGCCUUGGACAACAAGAUGUCUCUUGCAAUGUAAUUUUUUUUUUGGGUAGUAUUUCUUGAUUCUUUUAUGUCUGUGGUUUAACAAAUCUGUUCAAUAUUUGGGUUGUUCUAUGUUUUGGGUUGUUUUGUUUUGUUUUUUUUAACAAAGAAAGCUGAAUUACAACACUCUGGUUGCUGG